UUUGAUGAAUCAAAGUGUACCGAUGAUGAUGACAAUGGAUGUGUUGGUUAAUAGUAAUAGUAGUGUUUUUAGUGGUUGGACAGGUAGUUCUGCAGGUUCUCAAUGCUAAUAGUGAAUCAACGAGGCGUACAACAGCAAUACAUGGCAUACCUAUCUAUACUAUUGGGAAAAACUAUGAAAAAAGUUGACGUUAGCCUUAAAUAUAGGAUUGAGAGGUGAGGUUUAGGUAGGUUUGGUAGGCUGUUAUGUUGCAACAGGUGCAACAGGUAUGUGCUUCAAUGAUAGUCUCAGUGCUGGUGCUUAUACUUGUCGGGCAUUUUAAUGUAGUUAUUGCUUUGGGCUGUCAUACAACUGGGGGACCAACUUCUCAAGCAAGAGGUUAAGGCUUAGACAUAGGUUAAGCUUCUCUUAGUUGUUUUGGUGCAGUUGUGGUGCACUUUUCUGGUGUCGUUCCUCUAUUUCUCUUUCCAUAUAAGACUCGAGAGUCCAAAAACAGUGAUACCUCGAGUCGACUCUAUUUCUAACCAUAAUUUAAAUCUCUGGUUGUGUAUGUGUUUGUGUUGUGUAUUUCCAUCGGGCAAAUGGCAACUACAAGAUAUCUGGUGGUGGUUUAUGUUGUAACAGCCGGUCUUCAUGACGAUGAUCUUGGAUCAGAUGAAGAAGAGACAGUACUAUUUGCUUGGGUGGUGGUUGACAUUACUAACAACAAAGUGGUUCAUCUAAACCAUCAUGUGGUCAAACCUCGUACCGCUGAUGUCAAUGAAAAUAUACUGUCAGAAGUGGCCCGUAAUAGAUAUGGUCUGACUGAAGAACAAAUCAAAAAUGGACAGCCAUUGGAAAAUGUGUUGGAACAGUUGGAUCAAUUUGUUAAAACUAAAUUGUCAAGUGAGACGGGUCGCUCAUUUCAACUCAUUACUGAUGGACAGUUGCAUCUGAGACAAGUGCUUCAUCCGGAGGCCUCUAACAAAGGCAUACCAUUACCUGAAUAUUUCAAUACUUUUUACGAUUUACGCAAAGAGUUUAGAAAGUUUUACAAAAACAAUGACUUCCACACCAUUGAAGACAUCAUCAAUUAUUUAUGUAUUGAAGGCGACGCUUCAGCUGACUGUGCGAUACAAAAGGUGCAGAAUAUGGCAAACAUUAUCAUUAGACUUAUUACUGAUGGACAUAAAUUUGACGACCCAGAAAUUGUAAUUGAUAAACUGGAACCUGGAAUAUGCACCAAAAAUGAAGUGGUGGACAGUAAUACAGUGGUGAGAGCCCGGGGUCUGCCCUGGCAGUCAUCUGAUCAAGAUAUCGCCAAAUUUUUUAAAGGAUUAAAUAUUAUGAAGGGUGGUGUCGCCUUAUGUCUGAGCCCUCAGGGAAGAAGGAAUGGCGAGGCAUUGGUGAGGUUUGUCAACCAAGAGCACCGGGAUAUGGCUCUUAAAAGACACAAACACCACAUCGGCCAGAGAUAUAUUGAGGUCUAUCGGGCCAAUGGAGACGACUUUGUCAACGUUGCCGGAGGCAACAACAAUGAGGCGCAAACUUUUCUGUCUAAAGGCGGACAAGUAAUCGUAAGGAUGAGAGGAUUGCCAUACGAUUGCACCGCUCAACAAGUGAUUGAGUUCUUUGCCAACGGAGACAACAGUUGUCAAGUGAUGCAUAAUGAAGACGGCGUACUGUUUGUCCGCAAAUCGGACGGCAGGGCUACCGGAGAUGCUUUUGUUUUGUUUGAAACUGAAGACAUGGCAGCGAAAGCUUUACAGAAGCAUCGGGAGGUCAUUGGCGCCCGUUAUAUUGAAUUGUUCAGAAGUACCACUGCUGAAGUACAACAGGUGCUCAACCGAAGUAUGGAUCCGCGAACAUUUGAACCACAAUUGCCUUUAAUCGCGAGUCUACCACACGUUCCACUCAUACCUCAACAACUUUUACCGUCGGGUUCGCGCAAAGACUGUAUUCGUCUCCGGGGUCUUCCCUAUGAGGCACAGGUCGAGCAAAUACUUGAGUUUCUGGGAGAACACGCAAAAAAUAUUGUCUUUCAAGGGGUGCAUAUGGUUUAUAAUGCACAGGGUCAACCAUCUGGUGAGGCAUUCAUUCAAAUGGAUUCGGAACAGUCGGCUCAAGUGGCGGCACAACAACGACACCAUCGAUAUAUGAUUUUCGGUAAAAAGCAAAGAUAUAUUGAAGUUUUCCAGUGCUCUGUUGAUGAUAUGAAUCUUGUGCUUACCGGUGGUAUUCCUGUACAAAGACAACUAUUAUCUCCAGGAGGAACAUUAUUGCCACCACCUUAUGGUGGUUAUCCAUAUCCGGUGCAGACAUCGCAAGUGCUACCGACGGCCGUGUCAGCAGCCAAUGCGGCAUCACUAACACCGGCCAGAAUUCAAUCAUUUGCUUAUCCCAAUCCAUUUAAUCUGAUCUAUGCCUGGCCAUACCCAUCACCACCAGUCUCACCCACCACAUACUACACACAUUCCGGGCCAACUAUGGUAAACAUGAGAGGAUUGCCUUUUUGUGUUCAUCUUAACGAUAUUCUUAAUUUCUUUAAUGGUUGGGAGCUGACCACGGAUUGCAUUCAAUUACAACGUAAUGGCGACGGCCGACCAAAUGGUGAAGCAAUGGUCACAUUCCCGACACGAGCCGAUGCCGAGCGUGCAAUACAAGAGAAAAAUCGUCAAAACAUAGGGAACCGGUAUAUUGAACUUUUCAUGGCUUGAUUGCCAAAAUAAUUAGAGACAAUAAUUCUAUAAUAAAUUUAUAAUUAUAAUAAAGUUGUUAAUUA
Messenger RNA from Oppia nitens, 2761 nucleotides. RefSeq names its product epithelial splicing regulatory protein 1-like (gene fus). Gene Ontology annotation, biological process: regulation of RNA splicing. Gene Ontology annotation, cellular component: ribonucleoprotein complex; nucleoplasm. The transcript is spliced from 11 exons. Gene Ontology annotation, molecular function: RNA binding. The coding region runs from base 582 to 2696 and encodes 704 amino acids. NCBI's taxonomy places the organism in Eukaryota, Metazoa, Arthropoda, Arachnida, Sarcoptiformes, Oppiidae. The record is from RefSeq and is a predicted model, not a curated record.